Messenger RNA from Cetraspora pellucida, 546 nucleotides. The record is from the annotation of a GenBank genome assembly. Lineage: Eukaryota; Fungi; Glomeromycota; Glomeromycetes; Diversisporales; Gigasporaceae.
AUGCAUAAUGGAAAGUCUAUUAUUGAUGAUUGGAAUAUGCUUAGUACUCGAUUUGAAAAUAAGUUAAACAAAACAGAGCAUGACAUAUUCUCAGAUGCUAUGUUUAUCUUAUUAAUAUGGUCUAAGAUUAACUUAACAAAUAUAGAUAGGCUCAGAUUUUUAAAUCUUCCUGUUAUCAAGAUUCUUACAAGUCACACUAGUAGUCCUGGAGCUAAAAAAGCCAACUCAGAUAUAGCAAAAGGUCUUGAAGCAGAGCUGUUAUUAGUGAAAGGAAUUAUACAAGAUAUUUUAUUUGAAGAAGAUCAAGAACCACUUUUGCUUUCUAUAGCAGUCCUUAUUACUUUUAAGAAUUAUAAUGGGCCUACUUUAAGUAUCUUAGAAGGCAUAAAAGUUCCUAUUCAUUUAGCUUGGGCUAUUAAAGUUUAUAAAAGUCAAGGAUUGAUGUUAUCAAAAGCUAUAAUAGAUCUAGAAAACAAAGAAUUUACAGCCAAACUUUUGUUUAUAGCGAUUUCUAGAGUUUAUGCCCUUAUUGAUAUUAUAUUUUGA